Sorghum bicolor (sorghum) is the source of this 3788-nucleotide messenger RNA. Its product is annotated as RNA polymerase II C-terminal domain phosphatase-like 1. Lineage: Eukaryota; Viridiplantae; Streptophyta; Magnoliopsida; Poales; Poaceae. The coding region runs from base 394 to 3222 and encodes 942 amino acids. The transcript is spliced from 17 exons. The record is from RefSeq and is a predicted model, not a curated record. Gene Ontology annotation, molecular function: RNA polymerase II CTD heptapeptide repeat phosphatase activity.
UCCCUCACCAACCUAACACCGAGCCACCCGUGGAUGAAUGGUACUCUGAAUCUGAUCAGACGACCCCUUCCUCCAGCCCCUUCCCUUCUCCUCCCUGAGCUCCCCACCGCGGCCAUUGCCGUGGCUUCGCGUGACCUGCGCAAACCCACCCUCAAACCUACCCGGCGCACCAAAUCGGCUCGUAAUUUGCGAAGAACUCGAAUGUGAUACGAAGUACAAUAACGCAGCAGCACGCGCUCAUCUGUCCAUUGCUGAAUGCCUGAAUUCUUGCUGGUUCUGGAGACUUGAUAAGAACAGAUCUUCGUGUGCGUGGACGUGCGUAACAGAUUUGCUGACCCGAGGGAUUUGGAUCUCUGGAACCGCACGGAUUUGUUUUUGUGCGGUGCGUUGGACAUGAUCAAGUCGCUGGUUUAUUACGGGAACACCCCUGUUGGGGAGGUGGAGGUGUGGCCCAAGGGCCAGACGGACCUGGCAUGGGCGCGCGAGAUCCGGGUGGACCGGCUGUCCCCGGCCAGCGAGCGGUGCCCGCCGCUCGCCGUGCUGCACGUCGUCGCGGCCGGUGCCCGAUGCCUCGUGAUGGAGUCGAAGUCCACUGCCACAGCUCACGAGCCCCCGCCGCCGCUCGUCACCAUGCACACCACUUGUCUCAAGGAUAACAAGACGGCUGUUUUUCCACUUGGAGCAGAAGAGAUACACUUAGUGGCGAUGACUUCUAAGAGAAACAUGCCAAACGGUGCAUGUUUUUGGGGCUAUAAAGUGCCAUUGGGCUUAUAUAAUUCUUGCCUGAGCAUGCUGAAUCUUCGAUGCCUUGGUAUUGUGUUUGACCUUGAUGAAACAUUAAUUGUUGCCAAUACCACACGAUCUUUUGAAGACAGGAUAGAUGCUAUUCAGAGAAAAUUGAAUAAUGAGGCUGAUCCGCAGCGCAUUAGUGGUAUGUUGGCAGAGAUCAAGAGGUACCAAGAAGACAAGUCUAUCCUAAAACAGUAUAUAGAAAGUGACCAGGUUACUGAUGGAGGAGAAUUGUACAAAGUACAAUCAGAGGUCAUUCCACCCUUAGAUGAUAAUCAUCAACAACCUAUGACACGCCCGAUUAUAAGGUUGCAAGAGAAAAAUAUUAUCUUGACACGUAUAAAUCCAUCAAUAAGAGAUACUAGUGUUCUGGUGCGGUUAAGACCUGCAUGGGACGACCUUCGGAGCUACUUAAUUGCAAGAGGUCGCAAACGUUUUGAGAUUUAUGUGUGCACAAUGGCUGAGAGGGACUAUGCUUUGGAAAUGUGGAGGUUGCUUGAUCCAGAUUCAAAAUUGAUAAACUCUGUUCAACUUCUUGACAGACUUGUAUGUGUCAAAUCUGGCUCAAGAAAGUCUUUGCUAAAUGUAUUCCAUGAUGGGUCUUGUCACCCCGGAAUGGCCCUUGUCAUUGACGACCGUUUGAAAGUUUGGGAUGAGUGGGACCAACGUAGAGUUCACGUUGUUCCUGCAUUUGCUCCAUAUUACGCUCCCCAGGCAGAGGCAAACUUUCCUAUUCCAGUUCUAUGCGUCGCACGGAAUGUUGCUUGCAAUGUUAGGGCUGGUUUCUUCAAAGAAUUUGAUGAGGGCAUCAUUCCAAGGAUUACAGAGGUUUGUUAUGAGGACGAACUGGAUGACAUUGCUUCUGCUCCUGAUGUUUGCAAUUAUUUUGUUUCAGAGGACGAGAAUGCUGCUGUUUCAAAUGUAAACAAAAAUCCACUAGCUUUUGAUGGUAUGGCAGAUGCAGAGGUUGAGAAGAGAAUGAAGGAAGCUUCUUCCAGCUUUCAAUCUGCGAAUCCAAUAACAACUAAUGUUGAUGUGAUGUCAGUAGCCGCUAACCAACACUUUGGUACACCUAUAUCCUCAUCUACUCCAGUAGCACCACCACUGGGUAUGCUUUUGAAUAAUGAUCAGGAUCCUCAGCCACCUUCACUCAGAUGGCCUGUUGCUCAAUCUGGCCAUGUGGACUCUUCCCAAGGUUCUCCGGCUAGAGAAGAGGGUGAAGUUCCUGAGUCUGAAUUGGAUCCUGACACUCGGAGAAGGCUUCUCAUAUUACAACAUGGUCAAGACACAAGAGAUCCUGCAGCGCCGUUUCCUGCUGGAUCUCCUGCACAAGUCUCAGUACCACCUGUGCAAUCUCAUGAAAAUUGGUUUUGCUUAGAGGAUGAGAUGAACCCUAGAAACCUGAACAAGGUUUCAACAGAAUUUCAUUUAGAAUCUGAUUCUGUACAUUAUGAUAAGAAGCAAUUGCAGCAUACAUCAUACAUUCCUAUUGGGGAUAAUCCUAUGUCUUAUGAUAGAUACGAUUAUCAGAAUCAGAGAUAUCCUUCUCAGCCACCUCACAGUGAAGGUCAUCAUAGAUUUCAUAACCAUGCGCCUACAGCUUAUCGAUCCUUUUCUGGUGAGGACAUGGCAACUUGGUAUGCUCCUUCAGGGCAAAGAAGCAGCCAUAUGGAAUCAGGACGACAUUUUGCACGAUAUGGAGGAAUUCCAGGUGUAUUAGAGGAAAUUGCAUUGAAGUGUGGAUUUAAGGUGGAGUACCGAUCAACUUUAUGUGAUACGACAGAGUUGCAAUUCUCCACUGAGGUUUUAAUUUUUGGAGAAAAGGUAGGUGAAGGAGUUGGGAAAACAAGGAAAGAAGCACAGUGGCAAGCUGCUGAUACAUCCUUAAGAAAUCUGGCAGACAAGUUUCUAUCAUGGGACCCAGAUAAGGUGACAGUUCUAAAGGAGAAUGACUUUAAUAGGCAUCCAAAGUCACACAGAUAUCCAGGAAGUAAUAUAUAUGACACAUUACCAGUUGCAAGCACUUCAGAUGAGUCUAGAUAUAUGAAUGACAGAAUUGAUACUUUAAGAAAACCUGGUGCUUCUGUUGCUGCUCUUAAGGAGCUUUGUGCGGUUGAAGGGUAUAAUUUGGAUUUCCAUGCUCAGCCAUCUGCGGAUGGUUCAGUAGGUAAAGAAAUUCGUGCUCAGGUAGAAAUAGGAGGAAAAGUCCUGGGUAAAGGAGUUGGAGUAACAUGGGAGGAAGCUAAGCUGCAGGCUGCUUAUGAGGCAUAUGGAACGUUGAAAUCCAUGCUCGGUCAAUUUGUUCCGAGGCAAUCUGCAUCUCCAAGGUCAAUGGUGCCAAAUUUUAAUAAGCGCUUCAAUCCAGAUUUCUCCGAGGCACUACAAAGGAUUCCUUCAGGCAGAUAUUCUAGAAAUGACAGUCGUUUUCCUUGAUAUUAUAAUUCUGGAUCCUGCUCUUCUAGUAUUCUUCAUCUCACGGGAAAUGACUCGGAAAAUCAUGGCAGCACGUUGCUCCAGGACAAAUCGACUACUUCGGUAACUGCAACUGCAACUAUAGGCUGGGUGGCGCUGUGUACUGUGUUUUCAGCUGUGUGUACAGGUAAUUGCACAUUUCCAGCCGACAUUAUCCGUGAUCUGUGAAAAGUAACUGCUGGAGCUUGCACAUUGUUUGUUGUGACCUAAUCUCUGUGAGCCCUUAAGAUAUCGUCUAACUUACCUCAAAUCUGUCAUUUGUGAUGCUGGAGCUGAGGGGUUACAGUAGGGUGGCUGCUGGUGUAGGUAACCAUUUCUUGUGUACAUCGAUCAAAUUAGACUUCAGUGUUUAUUGGUGCUGGGUUGUUGAGCUCGAGUUGACUGCCAAUUAUGUUCAGGCGGCGACAGACAGAACUGUGUUAACAAAUCUUAUGACACGUAUGUUUCAUUUUUCAUUUUGGUCAUAUGUUUCAGAUUCGGGAUGUAAUUUGAUUUAACAACUUUGCAUCGUGGUAUUGUUUGAUCUA